AUGCUCCAGCUACUCUGUCAUAAAUCUCGCGAAAAUCUUGCGGAUCAUCUGGAUUGCGAGCUGGGAUCUAGAGUUGAGCGUACAGCUGAUGGGCGACGUCUUGUAAAAAUCACACAACGCAACAGGCGCUCAUCGAGCGUCGAGCGCAUGGCGACCGAUUGUCUCAUGGUGGGAGCACCUCUAGUCGGGAAACACAUCGACACACAGCUGCGAAUAGUGCGAGACUGUUGCGUAGGGGAUGAUGGUGGUACGGUAGCGGAGACCGGUUCGGAACGGAAUGGUUACGGUAAUGUUUGA
Molecule: messenger RNA, 297 nt
Organism: Strongylus vulgaris
Lineage: Eukaryota; Metazoa; Nematoda; Chromadorea; Rhabditida; Strongylidae
Source: the annotation of a GenBank genome assembly